Durusdinium trenchii is the source of this 1425-nucleotide messenger RNA. NCBI's taxonomy places the organism in Eukaryota, Dinophyceae, Suessiales, Symbiodiniaceae. The record is from the annotation of a GenBank genome assembly.
AUGCCGCGCUCAUGGAUCCUAUGGAUUUUGGCGUCCCUGGGGCUCUUGAUGGUCAUCACUCUCUUAAAUGGCGAGAUCCGUUUGAUGCCCACCAGCAUGUCCUUCUCGCUGAAGACGCGAGACGGACGAUGGGUCUCCAAUGAGCAGGUCGAAGAUUUGGAACAGAAGGCCUUGUUGAAGCAUUGGGAUGGCUCCUGGACGACUGGCAUCAACAUCGGCGUCUACGUCGGGACCAGUUGCAUCUUCCUCGAUAAACUCUUGGAGAAGAAUGAUGCUAAAGCAUCCACUGCAUGCGUUGACACCAAUGUCAACAUUCAGCCUACUCUGCAGGAGAACCUGCGUUUGAACCACCGGCACGUCCACAACCUCAACGGCCUCUUGGCGGAGCUCAGUCACUGCCCCGCAGAGAUGACCGUCGUGGACCACGUGGAGCCCAAGCGCAUCGGCAACGAGACGCUGACGCCCGGGAAGCCGGGCAUGCCGGCGUCCUUCGAGGGGAUGGGUGAUCGGGGCGGCCUGCCCGACACCUUCGUCAUCGAGCGGUGCUACACCGUGAACUUCGUCCGGGAACUCUUCGCUGGGCACAUGCCGCAGGUAUGGUUCAUCGACAUCGAUGGUUUCCUGCCGAGUCUGUAUCAGCAGAUCCACGAGGCCUUCGACGAUCCCAGCGUCGAGCUGAUCUUGUACGAGCGCGAUCGGCCCUACAGUGCCCCAGGCAAAGCCAGCACCGUGGCCGGGCAGUCUGACCACGUUUGGGAGGCUCAAUAUCGAGACAUGGAGGACGGCUUCAAACGCCAGGGCUUUCGUGCCCUGCAGUGUGACAACAUUAUGUGGGGCAUUUGGGUGUGGCGCCGCGGCGGGCCGAGCUUCACGAUUCAUCUCUGGCUGCUGUUGGGCUGGAUGGCAUGUCUGGUCAGCAUGUGCCUGCUAAGCGAUCUCCUGGUGCCUCCGAAGGUAAAGAAGUGGCCGGUGCCCGUGUGGCGCUUGCUGGUCUUGCUCUGUUGGCGGAUGGUCUACGAAGCACUGCCGAGCCUGCCGGUGAACAUGACCGAUCCAAUUACCGGAUUGGAUUGCACAUGGAUAUGCAUUCAUCAUGGCUUGGCCUUCGCCAUCUCCAACUUCCUUUUCCUCUAUGUCGCCGUCCUUUGGCCCCUCGCAAAGGCGUUGGCGCUCCGUACCUGGGCGAUGCAUCCCUUCUGGCUCCCCUGGGUGCUCUUCACGGCGAUCGCGGAGUCGCAGCUGCUCCUGGGAUUUCUGCUCCACGCGCUGCUUCGAGCCCCGGCCGUGCCGCCCGUGGGGUCGUUGUGCUUCGGCCCGGGGCCGCAGCAAAGUAUGUGGGAGCUCUCCGUGGGAACGACGCUGGCGUUGAGCCUUGGGCUGCUGCUCUUUGUGGAGAUGCAGCCCGAGCGCCCACCGCCCGUUUAG